Drosophila albomicans is the source of this 2853-nucleotide messenger RNA. It is a transcript of the gene Mmp1, whose product is annotated as matrix metalloproteinase-14. The transcript has 6 exons. The record is from RefSeq and is a predicted model, not a curated record. Gene Ontology annotation, biological process: extracellular matrix organization; proteolysis; collagen catabolic process. Bases 655 to 2286 code for a protein of 543 amino acids. Gene Ontology annotation, molecular function: zinc ion binding; metalloendopeptidase activity. NCBI's taxonomy places the organism in Eukaryota, Metazoa, Arthropoda, Insecta, Diptera, Drosophilidae. Gene Ontology annotation, cellular component: extracellular matrix.
UUUGCGCGCUGCUCUGUGCGGUUGUGUUUAGCGGCGAGUAACGAAUACGAACAAAAUACCAAUAACAUUAAUCAUUAAGCGCACACACACACACAUAACAUAACAGUUGCAAGCAAUUGCAAAGUGAACUUAACUAAAUUUGUGCCGUUAUAGCCGAGUUUACAUUUUGCGGAAAUUUGCGGAAAAGCGAGUACCCGAAAGAAAGCGAGAGAGAGAGAGAGAGUUAGUGACAACGAAUUUUUGUAAUGAAUUAAAUGAAACAAAAGGAUCGCGUCAACAGUGUGAAUAUCAAAGAAUCAAUUAAUAACACAACUCAACGCAACGCAUCGCGAUCGCCCACACGCACUCGUUUAAUUUAUGCGCCGAGCUAAUUAAUCAAUUUGUUGAAGUGUUGCAUGCGACGACAAGCACAAGAGGAACAAAGAAAGCAACAAUAACAACAACAAUUCAAGCAAUUGCGGUUGUUGCAGUUCAUUGAUCUACUACGUCUCUCAACGCACAGUCACAAUUUACAUUGCGCAGUUGUUAUUACAACUUCAGUCACGACUUGAAGUUCAAAGUGCGCCCUAGACACAACAACAUCGACAGACAACAAUCGUAUCUGCAUCUACAUUAUCUACAAUAACAACAACAACAACAAACAACAGCUACAACAUGUCCAACACCUGCCAAAGCUACGCAUCCGUGUUCAUAGUGAUGGGCACAUUGCUGUCCAUACUGAUGGCAGCACAAAGUGUCCCAGUUUCAACGACAACACAGGCCGAGAUCUACUUGUCGCAGUUCGGCUAUUUGCCCGCCUCGGCACGUAAUCCGGCCAACAGUGGACUCCAGGACAAGCACACCUGGGUCAGUGCCAUACAAGAGUUCCAGAACUUUGCCGGCCUCAAUAUCACCGGCGAACUGGAUGAGGAGACUAUGAAAUUGAUGUCGCUGCCACGUUGUGGUGUGAGAGAUCGUGUCGGCACCGGCGACAGUCGCUCCAAGCGUUAUGCACUCCAGGGCAGUCGCUGGCGUGUCAAGAGUCUCACCUAUCGCAUCUCCAAGUAUCCCAAGCGUUUGAAGCGCAACGAUGUCGAUGCGGAAAUUGCGCGCGCCUUUGCCGUGUGGAGCGAGGAUACGGAUCUAACUUUCACCAGGAAGACAUCGGGACCAGUACAUAUUGAAAUCAAAUUCGUGGAGAGCGAGCACGGUGAUGGCGAUGCCUUCGAUGGCCAAGGCGGCACUUUGGCCCACGCCUUCUUCCCCGUCUUUGGUGGCGAUGCGCAUUUCGACGAUGCCGAACUCUGGACCAUUGGCUCACCACGCGGCACCAAUCUCUUCCAGGUGGCUGCCCAUGAAUUCGGUCACUCGCUCGGCUUGUCGCAUUCCGAUCAGAGCUCCGCUUUAAUGGCGCCCUUCUAUCGCGGCUUUGAGCCCGUCUUCAAAUUGGACGAGGAUGACAAGGCGGCCAUCCAAUCGCUAUACGGACGCAAGACCAACCAGUACACACCCACCAACACCUAUCCGGCACCCAGCACGCAGCGUCCCUCGUUCACGCCACCCAAGGUGCCACUGGACGAUUCCAUUUGCAAGGACUCCAAGAUCGACACGUUGUUCAACUCGGCGCACGGUGAUACAUAUGCCUUCAAGGGUGACAAAUACUACAAGCUGACCACGGAUGCUGUUGAGGAGGGUUAUCCACAGCUCAUCUCGAAGGGCUGGCCAGGAUUGCCGGGCAACAUUGAUGCUGCCUUUACGUACAAGAAUGGCAAGACGUACUUCUUCAAGGGCACACAGUACUGGCGUUACCAGGGCAGCCAAAUGGAUGGUGAUUACCCCAAGGAGAUCAGCGAAGGUUUCACAGGCAUUCCCGAUCAUCUGGACGCAGCGAUGGUGUGGGGCGGCAAUGGCAAGAUCUACUUCUUCAAGGGCAGCAAAUUCUGGCGCUUCGAUCCCGCCAAACGGCCGCCAGUGAAGGCCAGCUAUCCCAAGCCCAUCUCGAACUGGGAGGGUGUGCCAAACAAUUUGGAUGCAGCACUGCGAUACACCAACGGUUACACGUACUUCUUCAAGGGCGAUAAAUACUAUCGCUUCCACGAUGCACGAUUUGCGGUGGAUACGGCCACACCGGCAUUCCCUAGGCCAACGGCACAUUGGUGGUUCGGCUGCAAGAACACGCCAUCGUCUACAGGUAAUAUUGUUGAAGACGAUCAGGUCGAAUCGGAGCAGCAUUCGCAGCUUCAUACCGAUACGGAUGGUAAUGGUGAUCUUGACCUGGACGCAGGCUUUAAUAAGAGACGCGGAUAAAAUGAAACGAAACAGAACAAUUAACAACAACAACCCGCCACACUCAAAACAUAAUAAAACGAAAAGAAAAGCAAUAACAACGAACACACAAAAACGAAAAACCAAAAACAAAGUAACGCGCGCAUAUCGCAAUAAGCAAAUCGAAAGCUUUACCACACCCGCUGCUGGCAAUGAACUUCUCCUGCUUUUGCUUCUUUUUAUUCUUCCUCCCACUUACUCUCGCCCCUUUCUUACUCUCUCGCUCACGCUCUGUCUACCGCUAUGACACAAAAAGCCACCCCCAAGUCGGUGUGUGCGUGUGCUUGGCUCUUUGUACUUAUAUGUAUGUGUAUGUAGUUGAUCGUACCGAUUAGUAGCUAUCGUUUAUGUUAUCGCUUGCUAUCGUAUUGCAAAUUCAAUCAUGUAGUUACGUCACAAUACGCACAGACCCCACAGUAGAUGAUGCACUACGUAGUGAUGAAACCGCUUCAAAUUAUCGUCUUUGCUGAAUUGUUAUUUAUGCGAUUAUCAUUUUUUCCCCCCAAUUUUUCUUUAUUACAUAUCUUUCAUUUCAUUUAUUUUGGGUGU